AUGCUGUGCAAACAUUUAUCGAUAUUGUCAUCAUUUGGCACUGUGAUUAUCAUUAUUGACAAAUCAUCGUCGUCAUCAUCAUCGGUGACAACAACAUCCCGACGCUGCCUACAUAAUGGUGCUGCUGAUAAGGCAGAAGAUGAGGAAGAAGUGGAUUUUUUGACACCGACCGCUGCUGCUUUUGAUUCAUCCUCGGAGAUGGUGCUGCUGGGCGAUGGUACUACCACACGUGGCGGCGCACCAUCGAGCAGUAACAAUCAUAGUGUUGCGGAUGGCUUCUUUCGAGCGAUAGAACACGAAAAAUCUGAAACAACGCAAUGUACCUCCUUCUCAACAUCACCUGGAACACCGGAAGCGCAAGUAUCAGCAUCGGCUGAGUUAUUAAAAAAGUCCAAAAAGGAAGUACUAACGGCAGACGACAGCGGUCGUUUGCAACGCAGUUUUACCGUAUCACUGGUUUCCGGCUCCGAUUCCAUUGCUCUACAGAAUCCCAGUUUUCCGGAGAGUUAUUUACGCUGUAUUCCACUUCCUACAGUUGCAACCGAUCUUCCACUGAAUUCCCGAAAUUCCGAUUUUCCGGUGAACUAUUGCAAUUCAACUAUUACAGCAAUAUCUACCAAAAGUGGUACUAGCAACGAAGACCGACAACCACCCGCAACUCCGUCCUGUCCCGGGAAAGAUCCCGGAAGAGCGAGCAGCCGUAACAGUUUACCGGAAUUUUCCUGCAGCAACAACAGUCGUCCAUUUGGGCCACCACCAUCAUCAUCAUCAUCCCCGUCACCAUCAUCGUCAUCAGCAUUGUCGGAUGAAGCGGUAGCUUCGGCCACGGAUUUUUUGGAUUCACCGUUGAAGCGUCUGGAACGUUGUGUUCGCGCAAAAAACGGCGUGAUGGGAUCGUUUCUUGGACGUUAUGCAAGCGCCAGUAGCAGCAGCAGCAGUAGGACGAGGGGCAUCCAGAACAGUGGGGCAAGCAUCCCCGGACUCAACUUACAGAGGCCUGGCACGAGCAGCAACAACAACAACAACAAUCAUUCGAUGAAACUACGCUUCGGCAGCGAUUUAAACAAAACUUCGGCAGCUGAUGCACUCGGUGAAUUAUCGCAGUUGGUACAUCGAAUUGGUUCCUCAAAGUUACCGGUUCCAGCGACGCCCACGAAAUGUGUGCAGAGCAAUUUUAGUAGCAAUGUUUUUACGUGCCUGAAAUGUGCUCAUCAAUUCGACACGUUGGAUCAGCUGGUACUGCACAUCAGCACAACCAAACAUUUCUCGCUGGGCCCAUCCAGAAGCACCAACAGCGGCAACAGCAUGUACGGCCGGUUUUUCUGA
This is a messenger RNA of Gongylonema pulchrum, 1326 nucleotides long. Lineage: Eukaryota; Metazoa; Nematoda; Chromadorea; Rhabditida; Gongylonematidae. The record is from the annotation of a GenBank genome assembly.